AAGCACAACACUUUUAAAAUAGCGAAAGCACCAAAGUCAUGAGGCACGCCUGCCUGUGGCGCACUCUUGGUCUCUUGGAUGGUCAAUUUGCAUAUUUUGCUGGCACAGGAAAGAAAAUUCAGAAUAGGCGGUUUCGAUGUGCACAAUGAACUUUGGAUGCAAAUAUAGCAGUAGUUUUCUGAGAGAGUGCCUAAAAAUAGUGAAUGACUGGUAUAAAGUUAAGUAUUUAAAACCCGCAAUGCAGAGUAAAGGUAGAAAACACAGUAUGAUUAGUAGUUUUGCCAUGGUAAUUUCAGUCCAAAUCCAAUAACGCAAAGACACCCACCAAUACUGAAGAAAUACAACUUGGCUUUCUAGGACACCUCAUCCCGCGGACGACCAUGAGGGACAGAUGAACAGACAUACCAGUUCAUCCAUCUUAGAAUGGAGAAUGAAAAUCAGUUCACAGGACAUCGAAAUUCAUCUGCACAUGGAUUUGAUGAAAUCAUUAAAACCAUGGGUUUGGACAACCAAUUGACUUGCCAACAGGCAAAAAAGAAGUGGGAGAAUUUGAAGAAAAAAUAUAAGGAUUUAUUACUUUCUGGAAAGGAAUCUGGGACAGACUCAGAAAAAGCCACUGCUGCAAUAUGGCCGUUUUUUGCUGCUAUGCACAAAGCAGUUGGCCAGAGGCCUUCAGUAAUUCCUCUUAAUUUAAUCGCUUCAGCAGAGGGCGUUUCACCCCAAGGAAACAAUUCUGUAGCCCAGUGCCCAACUAAAGGGCUGGCUUCAGAAGGCAAUCAAGUACAUUUGGCAGAAAUAGUCAGUGAUGCAGAAUCAUCCAUGGAAAAGGAAACCAAUGUUAACGCACACAUAGAAAUGGAUGUGCCCAUUAAACAGUGCUCAGCAGAGCAUUCAGAUCUUCUUUCUAGGAAAACAUAUAGACAAAACAUACAGAAAAGGAAAAGUGAUGACGUUUUAGAAUUUCUGAAAACAAUGUUUGAACAACAAGAAAAAAGGUUCAGAGAAGCUGAAGAGAGGGAGGCGGUAAGACAAAAAAGAGCUGAUGAACAGAUGGAGAGAAUGUUAAACAUUUUGGAAAAAAUUGUGGAGAAAAUCUGAUUAUGGAGAAAUUGUGAAAUUGUGCUUAGAACUGAUGCCUCGUCUCGCAGGUUGUAAAGUCUGAAUUGAAAUCCUGAACUGGUCACUGUCUGUGGAGCCUGCUUGUUUUCCCUGUGUCUUUGUUCAUUUUCUUUGGAAUACUCAGUUUUGCAUUAGAUUAAGCAUGUUUAAAAAUGGAUGGGUAAAAUAUGCACAUAUACAUUAAAUGAAAAUGACCAUUUUGCUAUUCA
This is a messenger RNA of Erpetoichthys calabaricus (reedfish), 1328 nucleotides long. RefSeq lists its product as uncharacterized. NCBI's taxonomy places the organism in Eukaryota, Metazoa, Chordata, Cladistia, Polypteriformes, Polypteridae. Bases 424 to 1098 code for a protein of 224 amino acids. The record is from RefSeq and is a predicted model, not a curated record. The transcript is spliced from 4 exons.